AAAUCAUAAUUAAUGGCCAUUGGUUUCCUUCCGCUUUGUUUGGCUAGUCAAAGCCCAGUUAAGUGCACUCCAGGCGCCAUCAUAAUUGCAUCGUGGCAGGGUGGCUCUUUCAAAUCUUUACGAUGGCUUUAAAAUUCUGGAGGGCCGCUGCGCACAUGCUUGUAAUAAUAGGCCUCUCAUGUUGAGCAUCCUAUUCGCUUGUUGCUCAACUUAGUGGUUAUGCUCCGAGAGUCGUGUUUAGUGCUUGUACUGCACAAGAGUGGAUGCGUCCACAGCCUUGUCAAACCACAGAUAAUUUUGUCCAUUCUCUUACAUCUAGUGUGAGUCGUGAGUCAUUGCCCACUCGCUUCUACAGCAAGCACAUCUACAAUAUGAACACUCGCGUUCGCGAAAACCCCUUUUCAGAAACCAACUUGGGCAUCACCAAGUGUUUCUGCGGAAAUCUGACGGUGGAGAAUCACGAUUUCUGCUUUUGCUCUCCGGAGUGUGCUCGUGCGGAUGCAUUGGCCGCCCUCGGGGGAGAAGAUUCCCACUAUCGGAAAGUCGUGCGGAAGGCGUAUGUCAGGUGUGGUGCUCGGCCGCCUGCCAUAUACAAGCCCAAGACAGAGGAGAAAACUCCGGCUGCGAAGCAUAUUCCAGUCAUCCCCGUCCCUCCGAGUCAACUUGCCAAUGCAACGUAUCAGCAUAAUAACCAAAAUAUAGGUGACCUGAAUGAUAGGUCUGCCAAAAAAGAGAAGGUGUUCCCUACGCUGGCUCAAGUGACGACCGCCGUUCUUGCUCGAAAGGCAAAGCAAGGAGGCGCAGCAGCGAUCGAGACUUCGGUGAAUAUUCCCCAAGCCGCCGUCCAGAUAUCCUUCGAUGCGCUUCCCGUUGCCCCUCCCCCACGUAUCCAACGAACUAUGCCGGGGCUUGAUCGGGGCGCUCAUAAAUUACCAUUUACACAAUUGCGUAGUGCGCCACGGCAAAUUAUCCCACUAAAAGGCGAUGACAAAACCAGUGCCCUCAGAAGUCAACCGUCAAUCCUUCAUCCGGUAGCCGAAGACAGAGGAAGGAGGAACGGCGAUCGUGUUCCUCUUCCCCGAAAGCCGGAUCUUCGCGCACAAGAAAGGCCGAUGCUUCCGCGCCUUCAACGACCAGUGCUUCAAAACGCGACCGCUACAAUCCAACCUCCCGGUAGUCUUCGCCGCUCGGCUUCAUUCGCAGGUUGGCACAGCCCAGCUGAGCAUCACAAUCGUGUCCCAGAGGAGGGCGAAUCUCUCGAGGAAUUAUUCGACCAACUCAAGGAUAUUCGAACUUGGAUUGAAGGAUGGGAUGGUACACCAGACUAUAAUAAAAAGCCGCACAGGGUGCGAUUGGAAUAAUUAGACAUCGAUGAGGUGUAGGUCCCAGAGUGACCCGAAAAGUUUUCUGGUUGUUGUUUUGUAAACGACAAACGAUAUAUAAUUGGCUGACUACGCUACGGAUGUAACUAAGGUACUAUACGUACAGUAAGUACAUCGUCAGCUCAUUGAUGAGAAAAAGGGGUGCCUACAAUGUAAAUGUGUACAGGAUAUUACCUAGUAUUUUGUAGAGGUCCCGAUGUCGUCUUGCAAUCACUUACUGCGGAAAUGAGAAAUUAACCUAAUAGGUUUGAGGUAGAUGUAGCAAUGAUAAAUCCUGAUAAAGGUAGAGAUAAACGUUCUGGACGACUGAAGGACUCCACGAAAAAAAGAAGAAUCUGGUAUAAACUUGAUGAGGGUCGGGUUGUGAAGAAUCACUGAAGAUGUUGUCUUUCCGAAGCUUGGUGGAAUAUCGUUA
Suillus bovinus is the source of this 1797-nucleotide messenger RNA. RefSeq lists its product as uncharacterized. The record is from RefSeq and is a predicted model, not a curated record. The transcript is spliced from 2 exons. NCBI's taxonomy places the organism in Eukaryota, Fungi, Basidiomycota, Agaricomycetes, Boletales, Suillaceae. Bases 264 to 1361 code for a protein of 365 amino acids.